ACUGUAGUGCUGUUUCCCUAGUGUUAGCUAAACAUCAUCACGACCUUUGAAGACUCCAAUCCCGGUCGAAUGAAUGAAUGAAGUCCGGACACAGGUUUUAGCAUGUCAAAUUUUGCCAUGGGUGCCCUGUGCCGUAAUUUGACCAGGGGAGUGCUUUGUGGCCCGUCGUCAUGUUUAUCUGUAACGGGAUUUCGGGAUUUUUGCAGUGGAGUCUCACGACUGGAUGGCGCUGGCAGUGACAGCGCACGAGCCGCCAGUGCUGUAAACUUGACCUAUGAUGUGUUUGAUGGGACCGUAGACAGCACGCCAUUGGUGUUUCUUCAUGGCUUAUUUGGGAGCAAGUCAAACUUCCACUCCAUAGCCAAGUCCCUGGUGCAGCGGACAGGCAGGAAGGUGCUGACAGUAGAUGCUCGUAACCAUGGCAAAAGCCCACACAGUCCUGUCUUGACCUACGAAGCAAUGACCUACGAUCUGACGCAUCUGCUUGGACAGCUGCACAUUGGGAAGUGUGUCCUGAUUGGACACAGUAUGGGGGGAAAGGUUGCUAUGACGACAGCUCUAUCUCAGCCUAAUUUAGUGGAAGGGUUGGUUGUUGUGGAUAUUAGUCCCUCUCAGACUUCAGCCCGCACCAAUUUCCAUGCCUACAUCCAGGCAAUGAAGGAGGUGAAGAUAGCCAGUGAUAUCCCACGUUCCACAGCACGGAGACAGGCUGAAGACCAGCUCAGGAAGAUAGUUAAGGAGCGUUCAGUUCGUCAGUUCCUUCUCACUAACCUGGAGGAGCAAAAUGGUGACUAUGGCUGGAGGAUUAACCUGGAAGCCAUCUCAAACCACCUAGAGGACAUCAUGGCUUUUCCUGAUUUUAAAACCACCUAUGAGGGUCCAACUCUUUUCUUGGGUGGCAGUAGCUCAGCCUACAUAAGCUCGGAGGAUUACCCUGAAAUCCAGCGACUUUUUCCUAGUGCUGAUAUCCAGUACAUCCCAGAUGCCAGUCACUGGAUUCAUGCUGACAAGCCUUUGGAUUUCAUCAGCUCCAUAAUCACUUUCUUACAAUCAUAGUCCUUGUCUCAGGUGAGGAUACGUACAGGUGCGCCCAAUGAUUAAGGGACGGUGAAUGAAUUGUAAGGGUGUGUGGACCAAGAUGACUGUUAUUUAGUUCAAUCUAGUCUCUUACCUUAUAAUGCACAAUAGCACCGGUAUAUAAUUCCUGAUAGUUAGUGUAUUCAUUUUUCAAUGUGGUAUUUGCACUGUUGCGUAACAUAGUACAUUAAUUUCAAUGUUAUCAAAAAAGGAUGUAUAGAAAUCUGGCCAUGACUUUCAAUCAAGGACAUUUGUUCAUAGCUGUUACAAAACAGUGGAUCCAGUGGUUUAAAAAAUAUGUACUUUACCUUCAUAACUUGUAUGAUAAAUGGACUAGAUUUAGAUUUUUUGUUAUAUAUAUAUUUUGAUUAAAAAAAUUAAAACAAUAUUUUAGCUUUAUAGCUAAAUGACAAUUGGACUAGAUUUACAUUUUUCUUUUUCUUUUUUUAAUACUUUAAAUUAUAUAUUUUUUUGGUAAGCAUAUUGUUGACAUGGAAACCCUUUCUCUGUGCUCUGAUAACAAAUACAAAGAUGUCUAUGCAACAGCGUGUGACUUAUUUAACUGUUCUCAAGCUGAAAGCAUCUCACAGUCUCAGUUUUAGAUUGAAUAAGACCACAACACUUUGACGUGCAGCCAAGAAUUGUUACUUUUUUUCUGGAAACAGAAAUUUGAGUUGUUUCUGAAAUGUUUUAAAUCAUUAAUGCUAUAGGGCAGAAUAGGUUUGUUUCUGUUGUUUCAAAACGGUUGUGCAUGUGCUAUAAGUUAGGUGGGUAACACUUUAGUUUAGGGACCAAUUCUCACUAUUAACUAGUGGCUUAUUAGUUGGCAUAUUACUAGCAAAUUGGCUGUUUAUUAGUACUUAUAAAGCAGAUAUUAAUGCAUAUUCU
Molecule: messenger RNA, 1965 nt
Organism: Rhinichthys klamathensis goyatoka
Lineage: Eukaryota; Metazoa; Chordata; Actinopteri; Cypriniformes; Leuciscidae
Gene: abhd11
Product: abhydrolase domain containing 11
Exons: 6
Coding region: 103-1056 (317 amino acids)
Cellular component (GO): mitochondrion
Source: RefSeq, a predicted model, not a curated record